AUGACAGCGAUCGACGAGGUGAAGAAGCAGAGCCGCGGGGGGCAGUACCUCUCUGUGGAGCUGCCCGAUGGGUCGCUGCUGGUGCAUGCCAUCGACCGCGGUGCCAAGCUGCCCAUGCAGCUGGGGAGGGAGGUGCUGGCUGGGGUGGUGGGCGUACCAGAGAGGGGCGACUGGCGGGCGUGCAAGGAGACGGCAGAGGAAGAGGCAGCCAUGGCUGAUGCGUUCAAGAAGCAGUUCCAGCCGUUUGACAUCAUGGGAUGA
Molecule: messenger RNA, 261 nt
Organism: Closterium sp. Yama58-4
Lineage: Eukaryota; Viridiplantae; Streptophyta; Zygnematophyceae; Desmidiales; Closteriaceae
Source: the annotation of a GenBank genome assembly